CCGUUGCCAAGGGAACCGCUCCCAGCCUCCCUCCAUCCCACCCUGACCCCCCGCCCCAGCCCCGCACCCCGGGGUGCUGUGGCGGGGCGCCCCGAUGGGCUGUGGCGCGGCACGGGGAUGUCACCGUGUGCCACCUGCUCCUGCCACUGGCCACGCCGGAGCCCCGCGCGCGGCCCGCGGCCCUUUGUGCCGGCAGCGGGGUCUUUGCAUUCAGGGCACAGCUCGGUGGCCUCCCGCUCCCCCGGCUCAUGGGUAUUCAUGCCGGCAGCAGCCCAUCACCAUGGCAUCCGGGCUGCCGGCAGGAACUGCCUGCCCUUUUCCCAGUCUUUGCAGCCAAGAGGCCGCCCGUGCACCCUGGGCGGCCUCCGAUGGCCCCUCGCCCACCCUGACGCCUCUAGAGGGGCUUCAUCGCGGGGCUGGGGUGGCGUUUGCCCCCCAAAAGCCCCAGUGCCACGUGCUGGGGUUGGUGUGGUGCUGGCACAGGCUGAGGGUGGUGCUGGGUGCCCCCACCCCGCUGCCAGAGGUGAGUACCCCACUCUGACUGUGGCCCCGGUGGCACCAGGGAGUGGGGAGCCACAACUGGGACCCCAGAUGGGACACAGAUAGGGGUAAAGACCCCACAAGAUGUGGGUAGCCCAGCUCACGUGGGCACAGCAGCCCCUUACCCACAGCCAGGGCUCCCCCAGCACUGUGCUCAGCCCAGAGACCCCACACCAGGUCACCUCGAGGGGCAGUGCCUGGACCCCCCACUCCUGGGGACACAGCCAGGGAGACACUGAGACCUCGGCAGUGCCAGAGCCAUGGGGGGAUAUGAACCAUUCCCAGUUCUUGUGUGUUGGGUCCAGCCUGGUGCACUCAGUGCUGGUGCCGCCGGUGCUGCCGCAGGGCCGGGGGUCCUGUGGUGCCAACGGGGGCUUCUGAGGACAGGUUUGGGCUCACGUGGGUCGCAAGGCUGAGGAGCCCCGUCCCACUGCACAGCCAGGCUGGGACACGGGCUUAGAUGGAACAUGUGGGAGCUGGUGAGCGUGGGCAGAUGUUGCCGCAGCUGCCGAGGGGGCGGGAGCAGCAUCUGGCCUUGACACACAGGGCGAGGGGCUGGGGACAAACCACCCAGCCACCCCGUGCUGUGCUCCCGGGGCUCCCCGUCCCCUCGCAGGGACAGGCAGGUCGGUGAUGCCGUGCUGGCCAUGGGGCUGGGGCUCCAGCCCUGUGCCCCCGCGGGGCUGGGGACCCCCAUAAGUGCGGUGCCAGCAGAGUGCCCAGCCCAGGUGGAUGUCCCUUCACCUGGUGGAGUGGGGGGUGGGGGCCCCGCUGUGGCACAGCAGGUUCACGGCUCACUGCAUCCUCUGACGCCUCAUUUCACCCCCGCCUGAAAAAACAACAGCUUGUGGCAGCGUGUGCCCGGUGAACCACUGUCACUGUGCCAGCCUGGGCAGCAUCCACAGCCCAGGGACCCCCUCGUCCCCCACGGGGGCAUCGGCCGGUCAUGGGGUGAGGUGCCCAGAGGCCAUGGGGGGCACAGGGGACUGUGGGGCUGCUGUUGGGGGGCACCAGGGGACAGGGUGACAUCCCCCAGCCCCCAGUGAGGUGAUGCAGAAGCUAUGCUGGCCCGGAGAUUGCAGCUGAGGCAGUGCAGGGCUGGCUCACCAUAGCGACCUGUGCCAGGCAAUACUGCCAGGGCAACACCCUGCAGGCUGGGGGGCACCAAGGGGGUGGGAGUCUCCUCAGUGGCCCCAGGGACAGGCAGGGGACACCAGCCAGCUCACCCCUCUCUGUGCUGCUGGGGAAACUGAGGCUUGAGCAGGGUAUCCUGGCAGUGGGCACUCGGGAACAGCCUGGGCAGAACCCAGCGGGGACACAGGGGCAGCACGUGGAUUCACAGUUGUGUGCCACUCGCACGUCACACCCUGUGCACACAUCCUGUCCCCAGACGUGGCCGUGGACCCUGGACCCGCUUUUCCCCAGACCACCACCCCUAUUGCUCCGGGGUGGGGAUGAGCUGUGUCACAGCCACUCAGAGCUUCCCAGGCGAGCCCUUCCCUGGCCCCCACAGGAGCUGCCGGGCCCGGUGACGUCCUUGUGCCCCACCAGCCCACCCCGCGGCUCUGCCCGUGGCUCUGCCCACACUGCUCUCCCUCCGCCCCGUGUCCCGCGCCCCGGGAGGCUGUGACAUGCUGUGGGUGCCGGAGGGGACACGGGCACGGACAGGGACACGGGCACCGACACAGACACGGGCACCAACAGGGACACGGGCUCCAGAGAGGAAACAGCCACCGGUGGGGACACAAACGACAACUGGGAAACAGCCACCUGCAGGGACAGACACCGGUGGGAACACGGACACCGACAGGGACACGAGCAGCAACAGGGACACGAACAUCAGAGGGGACACAGACACCAACAGGGACACGAACAGCGACGGGGACGUGGACACUGACAGGGACACGGCCACUGAGUGGGACACGGACACCAGUGACUCUCCGGGCCCAGGAAAGGUGGCACCACAUGCCCACCGAUCCCUGGCAGAAGAUGACGGUCCCAGUGCCCAACAGCACGGCGGUGUCGUCAGCUGGUGUGGCAGCACAGCCGGAGCCAGAUCAGGAGCGGUCACCCUGCCUGGUGGGCAUUGUCCCCGUCGUGUACUACAGUGUCCUGCUGGGGCUGGGGCUGCCAGUGAACAUCCUGACCGCUGUGGCCCUGUCCCGCCUGGCCACCAGGGCCAAGAAGUCAUCGUACUGGUACCUGCUGGCCCUGACCACCUCCGACAUCCUCAUCCAGGUCUUCGUCAUCUUCAUGGGCUUCAUCCUGCAGACGGCCAUCCUGGCCCGGGCGGUGCCCAGCGCCUUCAUCCACACCGUCAACGUGCUGGAGUUCACGGCCAGCCACGCCUCCACCUGGGUCACCGUGCUGCUCACCGUGGACCGCUACGUGGCCCUGUGCCACCCGCUGCGCUACCGCGCCGUGUCGUACCCGCAGCGCACGCGCAGGAUCAUCGCGGCCGUGUUCGCCGCCGCCCUGGCCACCGGCAUCCCCUUCUACUGGUGGCUGGACAUGUGGCGUGACGCCGACCCGCCCACGGCGCUGGACACGGCGCUCAAGUGGCUCCACUGCGUCACCAUCUACUUCCUGCCCUGCAGCAUCUUACUGGCCACCAACUCCAUCAUCAUCCUCAAGCUGAAGCGGCGGCGGCGCGCGGGGGGCGGCAAGACCACGGUGCUGCUCCUGGCCGUCACCACCGCCUUCGUGGUGCUCUGGGCCCCCCGCGCCGUCGUCAUGAUGUGCCACCUGUACGUGGCCUCGGUGAGGAGGGACUGGCGCAUGCACCUGGCCUUGGACAUUGCCAACAUGGUGGCCAUGCUCAACACCUCCCUCAACUUCUUCCUCUACUGCUUCGUCAGCCAGACCUUCAGGCGCGCGGUGGGUGAGGUGCUCUGGGGGCACCCCCGGCAUGGCCCCCCCCGCCGGGGCAGCGCCCACUUCCCACCCCUGGCCCUCAAACCGCUGGAGCUGUUGGCUGGCACCGCGCUCUGAGCCAGGACAGUGCCUGGCUGGAGGUCCCAGUGCCCACCCAGCCCACCCAUCACACCGGGACCUGGGGAGACCUCCACGGAACCAGAGUUAAUGCUGGUGGUGGCAGGAGGAGGUGGCUGUGCCCAGCCCCUCAUUUUGGGCCCUUGGGGUGCCCUGCCUGGUGACAGCACCCCAGGAUCCCCUGCCUGCUCCCUGAGCCCCACCAGGAUGGGCAGCUCAACCCUAUCCAUGCUCAGUCCCUCAGGACACAGAGAACUGGGACCCCCAAGAACUCAUCCAGGAUGUGCCCCAGCUCGGGUCCUGGGGAGCAUGGGGGCACGGCUGCCUGUGGUGAGGGGUGGUGGGCACAGCUGAGCUCCUGUAAGACCUACAAGGACACGGUGCCCGCUGGGAGCCCAUGGGAUGGUCCUUCUGCCGUAAACUGACGUGCUGAGACCAGAACUCCGCCUGGGUCUGGCUCCCUGUGGGCAGAUGGAAUGGGGACACCCUGCUCCAGCACCCCUGGCACGGGGUCCCUCUGCCCUGCCCACCCCGGUGCCCCCGCCCUGCUGCCUGGGGGGUGCUGCAGGGAGCACCCACGAGGUCCAGUGACCCCAGCUGUGGGGCCUGAACACAUGGUAAGACCCCAGCUCCUGACCCCUACCUGACAGCCCCUGCCAGGCUGCAGCCCCCGCAGGGCACCCAGGGUGUUCCCCAAACACAAGGGUGCAGCAUCUCCCACCGGCUGCAGGGGAGGGGGCUCACGAUGCCUCCCUGCAUGGGGUGCGCCCAGUCACACCAGUGCCAAUCUGGUGUGACGCUGGGCCCAGCUGCCACCAGAGGGCAGGGAUGGGACACUGAGGAGCUGGGACUGCCUAGAGGACAGGAGCUGGCACCUCCAGCCCCCCAAACCAGCCCUGUCCCCACCCUAAUUCCCCAUAAGGUCCUUAGUGUAAUCCCCCCAAACAGUCCAGGCUUUCCGCUCUGAUUCCUGAGACCAAGCAGGACAGACCCUGGGGGGUGCUGGGAGGGGGGCAGGGGCUCAGCUGGCCCUGGCAGGGCACACAGGCACCCCCCAAACCCCACUGACCCCCCCCCGCCAACCCCGCCGAGCCCCGGCUGUGCCCACACAGGGGUGGGAUGGGGCGCAGCGUUUCCCGGGGAUGUGGGGCUGACCCACACACGCCCUCAAUCCUGCCUUCACACUCGGAUCAUUGCCGGCGUGGACAGACCCCUCCAGGGAUGUCACCGCAUCCCAGGCCGGAUCCGCACCG
Molecule: messenger RNA, 4784 nt
Organism: Pseudopipra pipra
Lineage: Eukaryota; Metazoa; Chordata; Aves; Passeriformes; Pipridae
Gene: GPR142
Product: G protein-coupled receptor 142
Exons: 3
Coding region: 2506-3531 (341 amino acids)
Biological process (GO): G protein-coupled receptor signaling pathway
Cellular component (GO): plasma membrane
Molecular function (GO): G protein-coupled receptor activity
Source: RefSeq, a predicted model, not a curated record